AUAUACAGAUUCAGUCUUCUUUUUAAGUAUUGUCUUCCUUACCUUUUUCUCUCGAUUGUUUGUUCUUCAAUAUGAGGAGAAACUGUAACCUUACACUCCGCCUUGUGCCGCCAUCGCCACAUUCCGACCACCGUCAACAACACCCACCCAUUGACGGAGUGGAUUUAUCGUCUAAGGAUCGGAAUCAGAACCAGAAUCAGAAUCAGAAUCAACAGCUGACGAUUUUUUACGGUGGGAGGGUUAGUGUUUGCGAUGUUACAGACACCCAGGCAAGGGCAAUAAUAAAGGUAGCAAGUGAAGAGAUAGAGGAGAAAUGGAGAAGUAGAACACCAGGUUCACCAUUGUUGCCAUCUCCAAGUGGGCUUUCCAUGAAGAUGUCCUUACAAAGCUUUCUUCAAAAGAGAAAGCAUAGGAUUCAAGCAACUUCUCCGUACCAUCAUUAGAAGUGCGGUUUCACGCAUGUUUUCGAACACUUGUAAAUUAGGUAUCGAUGGUAGCCAGAAAGUAUUGAAUUUGAAUCUUUAGGUUAUUUUUUGUUCGACAAAUUGCCAUGUACGUAUAUCAACGAAUAGAAGGCAAAAUCUAAUGUAUGUAUAUAGAUGCAGUAUUUUAGUAAUUCAAAAAUAAGGUGGAACGUGUAUGGAAAUCAUCUUCGAUCCUUUUGAUCGUUGUUUCGGGAUCA
Molecule: messenger RNA, 682 nt
Organism: Cynara cardunculus var. scolymus (artichoke)
Lineage: Eukaryota; Viridiplantae; Streptophyta; Magnoliopsida; Asterales; Asteraceae
Product: protein TIFY 5A-like
Exons: 3
Coding region: 72-443 (123 amino acids)
Biological process (GO): regulation of defense response; regulation of jasmonic acid mediated signaling pathway; response to wounding
Cellular component (GO): nucleus
Source: RefSeq, a predicted model, not a curated record